AUGGGAAGGCUGAUCAAGAACCAUUGGGCGAGGCUCGUCGUCCUCUCGUCAGCAGCUUACCAAGUCACUGCCGCUGUCCACGCCUUUUUCUGGCCCAAGAUUCUCUGGGACUUCCUCACCAAAACCCUCGACCCAGCUGUCCGACCGAUACCAGUGCUCCAAAUCAUCAACCUGAUUAUGGGUUUGUUGUUGCUCGCCUGGGAAUGGCCGCUCAGCUUCAUCGCCGGCUCCAGCAUUCACCGCAGUCUUGAGGCCCGCCUGGCCUUCCUUCCUCUCGCCGCUCUUGCCUCAUCACUAUUGUACCAAGGCGCCAAUGCUGCGAUUUACUACGUGAUCGGCAUGGCUGUGUAUUUUUGGGCAUACAGCGAGGGAGAGAUGAUUUGCGCAAAGCCCUGGACUCUUCCGCAGCGGGCUCCUCGAGGUGGUGGUUCACGUGUCUGA
This is a messenger RNA of Thermochaetoides thermophila DSM 1495, 441 nucleotides long. RefSeq lists its product as uncharacterized. Lineage: Eukaryota; Fungi; Ascomycota; Sordariomycetes; Sordariales; Chaetomiaceae. The transcript is spliced from 3 exons. The record is from RefSeq and is a predicted model, not a curated record. Bases 1 to 441 code for a protein of 146 amino acids.